GAGAGAGAGAGAGAGAGAGAGAGAGAGAGAGAGAGAGAGAGCUGGCAGUCUGUUUGCCUUGCAUAACAUACGCUGUAGCUCUCACACAUAGGGCUAGUGAAACAGCGCAGACAAGGGGACUUCCUUUACUCUCCGAGCCCUCAGAGUGAUUGUCGAAGGAAGAGGAGGAGAGUGGAGAUCAAGGGAGAAUAGUGGACAUGGAAGAAAACACAAAUGAAAGGACUGCAUGUGUGACCUGAUAGCAGAGCUAAACCUGGACAAAGGACAGCUUGCCAGUGGAUAGAGUGAGUUACACUUAUAGUGCAGAGAGAGGGAGAGAGAGUUGUUAAAGAAAGGUUAAAACCAAUAACAGAGAAAGAUGAUUCCACAUGAAGCUCAUGAACACCUUUAUGAGAAGAGACAUGACAACGGCCAGGACUACAGUAAAAAAAGAGUUGAGGACAUUGAAAACCUUGUUAACUGACUUCUAAAACAUCCUGAGUAAGACUUGUAGGUUAAAAUACGGGAACCGCUCCAAGACCAUGAAGUCGAACCAGGAACGCAGUAAUGAGUGCCUUCCGCCAAAGAAGCGGGAGAUCUUAGCUCUAGAAGAGAAGCAGGUGCUGGUGUCAGCUGCUGUUAGUGAAAGCCAGAGCGGAGAGAAUUUGGCUUGGCUAGCUAGCGUUGCUACCAUGGCUAGCAUGGCCCACAUCCCCAACAAUGCAGGCAGAAACAGUGCCGAGCUUGAUAGUCCUCCACCGUCAAAUAAGGCUCUCACUGUGGUUACAGAAUAUCCCCCACAAACGACUACAUCUGCUGGGUUUUCAUUCUCUUCCAAUAGUUCCACGUACAGAGGAGUCUUCUCUGGGCCUACGGUGCUAACAGCUAACCCUACUGUUCUCUCCACUAGCCUUCCUCAAACCAUAGGCUCCGUUCAGUAUACACACCUUUCCCCGAACCUCCAGCUUAUAGGCCCCUAUACAAGUUACAUUUCUUCUCAGAUUGUGCCAUCAACAACCAGUCCAACACAGCCACGGAGGACACCACAAGAGGUCUUGGCCACUACAGCCGUCAUCUCCCAAGCUUCCAGCAUUGAUUCCCAGAGUCAACAUGUGAUUUCCGCAGUACCAAAUGUUUCUCACAGUCAAUGCAUCCAGGUAGAGAGUGCCCCCUUGGGUUUGACAGUUUCUUCCCCUACUGCUCAGUUGCCCCUUCAAAUUCAUCCACACUCAGCUGUUCAACUCGCCCCUCAUGGCUUGGCUCUCACCCCCUCCCAAGUGGUGCUGCAUUACACUGAUGGCUUCAUUGCAAAACAUCCAGACUCCAGAGAUGUACCAAAUGGUGCACUAGGAGAAGUUACAGUGGUAAAAAAUAGUACUUCUGUGGUAAGGGGAAUGUCCAGCCAAGCAGAAGGUGACCAGAGCCACAAACAAAAUCACAACCUGGGCCUCCAGACACAAGCUCAGGUUCUGCUCCCAGCAGACUACAGCUCUCAUGACAGAACAGGCCUGCAAACAUCGCUGAUGUUGGUAUCCAGUGGCCACCUUGCAAAUAGUAACACAGAGCUCCAAAGUAUCUUGGGUAAAGACCAUUCGUCUUUGCAUCUUAAUGAGAGAGGAGGCAUCUGCCUAGGUAAGCCAAUGUCCAGAGUGUGCACCCUUGUGUCCUCAGAUAACCAGGUGCCUCCAUCCUCCACAAUCUCCCCACAUACACUACUGCAGGCUCCUCACAACACUCCUCAACAGGAGCUCCCCACUAACCUUUACUCUGCCACACAGCUGCCAAUAAUUGGCUACAUCACUGGUGCUGCUAGUGGACCCCAGCAAGCUGGUUACCAGAGCAACCUUCCACAGCACGUGGUGAUCUCAGGCAGCCCCUCCCUGCUCAUUCCAGUGAGUGCCACCAACAUCAAUCCAUCCACUGCUGAGCCAGAGGUCACCCGCUGUUCUUUCACCCCCAGGAUAACCAAUGCAUCAACAGUUCUGCAUCAGUCCUUCAUUAAUGCAGGCCCACCUGCACCCGCAGCUUCAGUCCUACCCAAUGGUAAAGACAUCACAGGGUCCGAUGCAGGUCAUGCCCCUUGUGUCAUUCAAAGUCCGACCCAAAUACAGCUGCCUGUUCUUACAACAAGUGUAGUGGAAUCUCCAGCUCCUGUAACACCUCCAGCCUCCACAAGCCCUCACAGCUCACCAACAUCACCAUCAGCAGGCCUACCACCGUUUUUCAUGAAGGGCUCGAUUAUCCAAUUGGCAGAUGGUGAGCUGAAGCGUGUGGAGGAUCUGCGGACAGAGGACUUUGUACAGAGUGCCGAGGUGAGCGGAGAACUGAAAAUAGACUCCAGCACUGUGGAGCGUAUAGAGUUCAGCCGAACUCCUAAUGCUGUCAUCAUACAGUUCUCAGUGGGAGAGAAUAAGGCACAGGUAUGUGUAGAAGUUUUGGUGGAAUAUCCAUUCUUCGUGUUUGGUCAAGGUUGGUCGUCCUGCUGCCCUGACCGCACCACCCAGUUGCUAGCACUAUCCUGUGCCAAACUCUCUGUGGGUGAUGUUUGUAUCUCCCUCACCCUUAAAAGCUUAAAAAACAGCAUUCAAAAGAAAGAUUACUUUUCGGACUCUGUGGUGAAACACAACAGUCCUCAUCUGAAAGCAGCCAAAAGCAAUGGGCCCACUGAUGACAGAACAAACCAGAUGGAGAAUCAUAAAAGGGGAGUUAAAAUUACUUCGAGGGAGGAGGACAGUUUUGUAGACACACUGGCUGAGACCUCCAAUACCAGAAAUGUUUUGACCCUCUCUAACAAUGGUGGCAUAAGCCCUAUGGUGAACCACCAGGACCAGUCAGAAAAAACAUACACAACUGGUGCUGAAAGAGCAGUUAGCCGCAAAAGGAGAUGGUCUGCUCCAGAGAAAGGGGAAAUGAUAAGGUCAAAGGAGGACACUCCGGUUUUACCCAAGUUUUCCUAUCUCCCACACCAGCUGAAGGUCAGCAUUGAGGGCCGUUCCAGCACAGGUUCCUGAGGGGCCCCAUAGAGCAGUGGUGGGCAGUCCUCAUGCAAAUGGGUUACUUUUCCAACCAAGAAUUACUUUUAUUAGCCUUACUCUACCAAUUCAAACUCCAAGAGAUGACAAACUUGAUUAACUGAAUAAAAGAUGUUUUUGCUUGGUGUCCAAGAAGAUGCGUUGCUUCAACUACACAGAGACUCUAUACAAAACAUUCCCCAUCACUGCCAUGUACCCACACUCAGAGUGGGACUAGGAACCCGGAUUUACAUUGUACUACUUUGUUGCUUUCCUGUGACAUUCGUAUCCAGCUUACUGUAAUGUCAGUUCGUUUUACACAAAGUUGUGUGUGAUUGUGGGUUCUGUGUCAUAUUAAUUCUUAAACCUUUUAUUAGGGUUGUAUUUUGGAAGGUUUUUGACAUGUUCAGUUUUCUUCAGUCUGCUGUUUCGUGUUUAAUUUAGUCUUCUGUUACGUGUACAGAAUUCAUUCAUAAUCAGGGCCUUUACGGGAUAAGGACUGUUACAAGCAUUGAUGGCAAAAGGUUAACAUUGAUGGCAAAAGGAGUGCAUUUUGGUGAGCUAUGAGUAUGAAGCCACGUUCCAAUCAUUACUGCACCCAAUAAGCCCUUGCUUACACAAUGUUGUCUUCGAGCGACAAACCCUGUUUGAGUGAGAAUUUUAAAUCAGAACUAGGUCAAGUAUACCAUCAAGAUUCCACAAUGAAUGUGUAUUCAGUUUGUUUUAAUUCAAUUGUUGAUAGUCUUUUACAUAUGCAAUACUGAGCUUUCACAUACCUCAUAUGUGCAUUUAACAGAUAACCCAAUCAAGAUGGCCUGAUCAAAUCUGUGAUUUUUGUGGUUUUGAGUGAGAAAGCGAGAAUAUAGAGAAAUCUCCAACAUAGUCAUACUAUGACCAUGUGUAGAGAAGUUUCCACUCAAGUCAGAAUAUUAGCACUUUAAAGAAAGGUUAAGGGAAGUUGAAUGAAUGGAUGGAAACAUUCCCACCUCUGUUUUGUUACUACAGCAACAGACAGUUAUGAGUGCUGUUAGUCACUUUGUGCAUUACUACCAAUUUUAGGUGCGAAGCACUGCUCAUUUAGUAUUUUUUAAUAACAAUGUCCUUUCACCAUUUUAAGUAUUUUGGGCCUUAUUUGGUCCAGCUGCAAUAAUUAAUUCUCUCUUUAAGACACAAUGGGGUGGGUUCUCGGGCAGGUAUUAGCUUAAGCCAGGACUAGGCCUUAGUUUAAUUAGGAAAUGUAACUAGUUUUAACAAACAUGCUUUACUAAAAACAUUACUUGUGUGCAUUUAGAGGCAAAACAAAGGGCACUGAUGUAUUUUAAGAUACGUCGGUGCAGGUUUUUUUUCCAGUUUGCACAGCUCUAACAUUUAUUUUAUUUUAGUCUAGGACUAUUCUGAUCUCUGUCCGGGAAACUGCCCUAAUAUGAUCACCAUAUAUCAACGAAAUAUUUUUGGUAGCAUCCCUUUGUAACGAAACCUUCCUGUAUAAGAAAUGAAUCAAUCUAUUGGAGUUCACUUAAAUUAUAAAGAUCAAAUAACAGAUUUAAAUUUAACAAUGAGUAUAUUUAAUUUGUUAGAGUCAAAGGAAGUUCAAGGACAGCGAUGUAUAGUUUUCACAGUUGUGUUGAAACACUGUAUCCCGUAUCAUGGUAUGUAACCCUCACUGAAAAAAAAUGAUUCAUUCAAUUUACUCAAUUUUUUCAAUGUAAGUGGUUGCAAUCAAUUUAUUUUUUGUUUUGUAUUACUAAUUUUUUAGUUUUAAUAUAGCUUAAAUAAAUUGAUUGCAACCACUUACCUUAAAAAAAAUGAGUAAAUUGAAUGAAUCAUUUUUUUCAGUGCUGAUGAAUUUUUGGGAUUCUCUCAGUGUAGACAAUAUAUUUACUUCAACGUCUAAAUACAUAUUUCUAAAACAUUUUUGUGGAUGAAACAAACAGCACAAUUAGAUCUACACUUUGAACAGAAUGGUUCAAUCCCUUGCAGCCUAAUUUUGUUUAUUUUGGGUAAAAAGACUAAUGUUUAGGUUAUUUAAAAUGAUAAAUAUACAGUAAUUGCUAUAGUUCACAAAUAAAAUCGGAAGCCUUAUGGAAAUGUUUUAAGAUAUGUACGGACAACUUCACUGGUCAUUUAAAACGUGUUGUUAUGAAUUCAUAAAUAAUAUUUGAAUACAUACGAAUUUUGCCAUUUGCACAAGUAGAAUUAUUAAAGUAGAAGUAUAUGUUUAGAGUCUUAUCCUAUUCCCAGUUUGUAUUCUGAUAAGUUUAGACAUCAGUAUGAGUUGUCAACAGAUUUGAGUUGUGUUGACUGAUGUUAGAAACUAAAGCAUCGUUGUGUCUCAAAUGUAACAUUUAAAUGGAAUCACACUAGACCUCAUAUUGUUGAAAUAAUGCUUGAUUGCACAUUCAGUCCUAUUUGGAUAGAUUUAUGCACUUUUGAAGAGAGAGGACAAUGAAAGAGAUACAUUACAAGGAUAGUUGAUCAGUAGCCAUGCAUAGCUACACUAUAUCAAUGCAGUCUAUUGUAACGGUGAUGUUGGUAAGGCAGUAGAAGGCUCCACUCUAUGAUACAAUAGACUAGAAACCAUUAUGAAAGUGUCUAUGUGUCUGAAUUGUUCUUUACUUCAUAUGUAUAAUUGUUCUCUCUCUAUCUCUUUUCCUUUGUAGCUAUGUACAUUUAAGUACUCAGUGUGUUUGUGCACUGUGUGAAGAACUUUAUUCAGUAUAGUCAGGUUCAACACUGGUAGUCUUUUAUCCAGUGUGUGCUUUUUAGUUUUGACCUGACAGUGGUGAUUUAAUUCUAUCAAAUAUUCUUAAAAAGGCGACACUGAAUAAAUAGCGAAUUAUAACGUAAGUCAAACUACAUUCUCAGGUUGAGAAACCGGCCCGAUGACUGUUUUCGUUCCUGUUUAAUGUUUUGCAAAUACAUUCAGAGUUACAAAUGAAACCAAGCUGGUCCCAGUUCCGUGAUUCAUGAGAAACAACUGGAUGACUAUUGCUCCCUCUACAGCCCAUCACUGUACAUGCACCCGAUAUAUAAAAAAGCAUGACAAGUUGUGAAUGUAGCUUGCUUUGAAGAUAUGUGUUGAUAUGAAAAAUGCAACAUUCUGUUGUAUGUACAAUGCUGGGCAUCAACGAUAUGGCUUUUUUAUGAUAUAUCCAAAGACAGUCAGGACUUUGCUGUAUGCAUAUGCCUCAAUGAUGUAUAGCCAGGAAUAGUUUCAGCAAUAGCACAAGGCCUCAUUAUGGGUUGGGAGACCAAACUUGACGUCUAGAGAUCAACCUAUACAGAACACAUGCAGUCACGGAUCUCACUGGUUUUUGUUUUGAAUAUUGUUGUAAAGGGAGAUCUUUUACCUCCUGUUAAACCUCAAUCGCUGGAGUGACACCUUAAAAAAUAGCACAUAACUGAUUUCUCGUUUUCUUAUAUAUUCAGUGUAAAUUACUAUAUUUGUGUGAUUCGUUGUAUCUGUGAUAUUUUUCUCACUCUUUGAAAAGCUCCUUUUCUACAAACUGACAAAGCAAUGAAGACAAAAGGCAACCUCAACUUUUCUAACUGUGGCGUGUUUGUGUGAACAGAGCAUCCAGGACUGCUCAGUGAAGUCAGUGAUCUUUUUUUUUUUUUGGUGGUGCUUGCAAGUUUUUGUAGUUAGAGCCGUUUUAAUUUUUUUUUUUAAUGGAAAGGAAAAUCAGACUUGACUUUUGGCAAAUAUGUCCAGUUUGAUGACUUCUUGUAUAGUAAAAAUAUAUUGUAUCUGUAUAAUCUCUCAAAUAAAAUACUGCGUCAAUUUACGUUGC
Paramisgurnus dabryanus is the source of this 6781-nucleotide messenger RNA. Lineage: Eukaryota; Metazoa; Chordata; Actinopteri; Cypriniformes; Cobitidae. The record is from RefSeq and is a predicted model, not a curated record.